AUGGCUCCUAAGAUUCUAUUUGUCCUGACCAGCUGUGGCGAGAUGAGCAAUGGUAAGCCCACCGGGUGGUACUUGCCUGAGUUUGCCCGGCCCUACUACCACCUAGUCGGUGAUGAUGAGGCCAAUCCGAAAGCUGAAAUCGUCGUAGCUUCUCCUGCAGGGAGGGUGGCGCCUAUUGAUCAAGGCUCCGUCAAGAACUUCCAGAGCGACCCCAUCUCAGUCAAGUUCUUUGACUCCAAGAAGAAGCUUUGGGAGCAAACAAAGCCCCUGAAAGAUCUCCUUGGGAGGGCAUCAGAAUUCGACGCUAUCUUUUACCCUGGUGGCCACGGACCCAUGUUUGACCUGGUCACGGACCAGAACUCUCUCAAGCUAAUUGAGGAGUUUUACAAGGCCGGUAAAGCUGUUGCGGCCGUCUGCCACGGCCCUAUUGUGUUCGUCAAUGUUACUGUGGACGGCAAGCCGCUUCUUGAAGGCCGUAGGACAACCGGAUUCAGUAACGCAGAAGAAGAUGCUGUUGGUCUGACUGAGGCUAUGCCUGUCCUGCUCGAGGAUGAGGUCAAGCGUGUCGGUGGUAAUUAUGUCAAGGCCGACCAACUCUGGAAGGACAUGGUGGUUGUGGAUGGGCAGAUUAUCACCGGCCAGAACCCAGCAUCUGCCCAGGGAGUCGGCAUUGCGUUGGCCACCGCCGUCGGUUAG
Molecule: messenger RNA, 696 nt
Organism: Aspergillus bombycis
Lineage: Eukaryota; Fungi; Ascomycota; Eurotiomycetes; Eurotiales; Aspergillaceae
Product: type 1 glutamine amidotransferase domain-containing protein
Exons: 2
Coding region: 1-696 (231 amino acids)
Molecular function (GO): glyoxalase III activity
Source: RefSeq, a predicted model, not a curated record